Diaporthe batatas is the source of this 1875-nucleotide messenger RNA. RefSeq lists its product as uncharacterized. Gene Ontology annotation, biological process: regulation of DNA-templated transcription. The record is from RefSeq and is a predicted model, not a curated record. The transcript has a single exon. Bases 354 to 1820 code for a protein of 488 amino acids. Lineage: Eukaryota; Fungi; Ascomycota; Sordariomycetes; Diaporthales; Diaporthaceae. Gene Ontology annotation, cellular component: Rpd3L-Expanded complex; nucleus; Rpd3L complex.
CAGAAAUGAAGGAGCCGGCAUUGGUGCGCGCGUCAUGGACCUAAGAACCGUUUCCUCUUGUACCUUUUUAGCGUCGGAUCGGUCCUCGAUGCUGAACACAAGCCGCUGGAUACAAGGUCCUUUCCCCUGAGCACAGACAGUAAAGUCGUGAGCGUCAUGACCCGUUGGAAGCCAUGGACUUAAUGCUAUUUAAGGACGACUCAGAGGUCAAGAUCAGAAAGCCUUACGGUACCGACAAAUAAAAGAAUCAGCAAGAAUUUGUUUUCAUUGAAUUUUGUUGCCUCGCCUAACUAGCUGACGCUCGACGCCUUCUCACAGCCAACGCAUUUAUCACCAAUCACCUUCAGAGAAAUAUGCCAUCCGUACCAUCUUACCACGUUCUUGACUUCUUUCACGAUGAUGAGGAUGGUUGCGCCCUCACGAUCACGCGAAACUACAUCCGGUUCCACAUAAUUGCCGACCCUAAACGACUGAAGCGUGAAUGUGACCGGAAGCAGGGCCGAGAAUACUUUGGACUGCUACAGAAUUUGCGAGAUUCCGAGCGACGUGAAGAUGGGUCAACCUCGAUCGACAGCGGCAUCGAUGUGCAGAGCUCACAUGCGGAUGAUUCUAAGAUUAAAAAAGCCGGAAUGACUUGUGGAGAUGCUGAGGAGAGAUUACACAAGUGGAUGUUGGCACCUCUGGCCGCAAGACUUCAGGACUUGGCACCGGAUCUACCACCAACCAAGCAGCAGACUCUCCAGCAGUGGUACGAUUGCAAGACACACUUUUUCAAUCUCGAAAUCGCCGAGCAGGGGGUUGAGGCUGCGGAAUUAACAUCAUCAGAGGACCUGGAAGAAAGGAUGACGAAACUUCGGCCACACCUCGCGCCUAUACCGAAGUACAUCAGCAACAUCGACAUGCCUUGGUACUCUUCUGCCAGCCUCGAAGUCAUAGCAAGCGCGGACACACCAAGCCCUUACCACCCAUGCCUUGUAGCGCAUGCACAAAGCGGCGAGAAGAUGUUUUUCAAGACCGUGGAUAACAACAACACCCAGCCCAUCAAGCGAGAAAUUGACAUUUUGGCGAAGAUAGAAAGGAAAGGGCUUAGGAAAAUAUUGCAUUGUCCAAAACUACUGGGGAUCGUAACAUGUGACACACCAAUCGUGUCGGGGAAGAACAACAGGAGUUCCAUCAUGGGCUUCUUGCAAACAGCAAUCGACGAGCCGAUACCUCUGACCACCAAACUUGACUCGGCAGUCCCGCAAGACAAACGAGACGCCUGGGCUCGGAAGGCCGACGACGCCCGGAAGAUAUUGCAUGAAAACGGAAUAAUCUGGGGAGAUGCCAAAGCCGAUAAUUUCAUGGUAGACGCGAAAGACAAUUUGUGGAUCAUCGAUUUCGGCGGCAGUUACACUGAGGGCUGGGUUGAUCCCGACAUCGCAGAGACAAAAGAAGGUGACAACAUGGGCGUGGAGAAGAUCGUCAACGCCUUGAGAGACCCGGACCACAACGUUGCAGUAAGCGAAACCAGCGAUGACGACGAAGAUGAAGACAAUAGAGUUGAAGCCACAAGUAGCCGGAUAAGGAAGCGGGUGAAUGGGUUUCACCACAUGCGAGAUAGGAAAAGGCACAAGGCCAGUUCGGCUGAGAAGGUUGGGGAGGAGAAGGAAGGGGAGGAGGAGAACAGAUACUGUUAUCGUGGAGGUGCAAGCUCUGGGCAAAUGAUAGGCUGUGACGGCUCAGAUUGCGAGAUGGAAUGGUUUCAUGUUAGCUGUACUGACAUCACGGCGCUGCCUCCGAAGGAGGAGGCUUGGUACUGCGAGGCGUGCAAAGUCUAGAUUUCUACAUAUAUCACGGUAGAUGGGCUUCGAAUGAAAGACCAUAGGCCGGCAA